AUGUACAUUGUACCGCCCGUCUCUUUGAUUGCGGCCCUUGCUGCCGUCGCGCCGCUCGAGGAAGUCGAGCGAGCCGUUAUCCAGGAAAAGCGCCCCUGA
This is a messenger RNA of Alternaria arborescens, 99 nucleotides long. RefSeq lists its product as hypothetical. The record is from RefSeq and is a predicted model, not a curated record. Bases 1 to 99 code for a protein of 32 amino acids. Lineage: Eukaryota; Fungi; Ascomycota; Dothideomycetes; Pleosporales; Pleosporaceae. The transcript has a single exon.